UCCAAGUUACUUGCGUACAACUCAAGGGGCCUAGAUGGUGCACAGGACUUCCUCUUUUUCUCAGUAAAGUGUUAUUAGUGCUGUGAAAGGAGCUUCAUCUUGCUAUUGUAGUCGUUCAACACUCAGGUCCGAGAUCUUUAUCAGUACAGAUAGAGGACUGUUCUCUGGAAGAAAUGAGAAUACUGAUCAUUACUGGGAUCCUGCUGAUUUACACCCAAGUUGCCAUGGGUUUGUUAUUUCAGGAUCCUGCUGUCUGUAGAUUUACUCAGAGGAAUCAGUGUUAUGUAGCUGUGGGACAACAACUGCACCUGCAAAUGCCCCAGGAGGAUGUGUUUGACCUAAAGCUUACUAGUUUAAUUUUAAGAUAUAGAAAAACCCAAAGUUCCCCACCAACACCACGUCUCCCAAGAUGGAAGUUUGUUAAUGAUAAUAAAACUAUGAUACUAACCAGUGCAGAGAGGAGCGACUCUGGAACAUACACUUUAAACAUCUAUGAUGUAGACGGGAAAGAUAAAAGCAGUUCUACUCUCCAGGUGAACAUUGAAGCUCCAGUGUCCUCAGUGAAAGUGUCAUACAGCUGCUUGCCCACUGGAGUCAUGAAAGUGAACUGCUCUGCUGAUGGAGACAACCUCCGCUUCAACUGGAAUUCUGAUUUUAACGCACUCCCUCAACUGAAGAACGGGAGCAGCACUGUCAUACUGGAACAAGACCAUCAAGGAAAAGUCACCUGCCACGUAGAAAAUCAUGUCAGCCGUGACCACAACACCACUGAACUCCACCAAUGUCCUGGUUUGCUGUUUCAAGAUCAUGUUGUCUGUAGAUUUACUCAGAGGAAUCAGUGUUAUGUAGCUGUGGGACAACAUCUGCAACUGCAAAUGCCCUGGGAGGAUGGGUUUGAACUAAAGACAAACACUGAUUUAAUUUUAAGAUAUAGAAAAACCCAAAGUCCCCCACCAACACUACGUCUCCCAAGAUGGCAGUUUGUUAAUGAUAAUAAAACUAUGAUACUAACCAGUGCAGAGAGGAACGACUCUGGAACAUACACUUUAAACAUGUAUGAUGUACAUGGGAGAAGUAAAGGCAGUUAUACUCUCCAAGUGAACACUGAAGGUAGGACCACACAACCUCUAAUCACAUCACACGGCACACUACAAUGUAUUUCAUAAAUAUGUAUAACAUGAACAUUCACACACUGUCAGGAACAGCUGGACAGUUCCCUGCCAAGCCUGGAGAGUGUGUGGGCAGGCGAAUCUCGGAAGCCUGCUUCUUUGUGUGUGUUUUGUGCUAUCAGUGGCGGACCGUCAGGGCCAGCAAGGCCUUCUCUGCUGGCCUAAACAGCAGUGAUCUGAAUCACUGACUUGCAUUUUAAUAUAUUUAAUAUAUUUUUCCAUGAAUGUGUAUUAAAUUAUUCCCAAUAGUCUAUUCUCUACAUUUCAUAGCUUUUCUCUCGGUUGCGCUGCUUCCAGUAGUGUAUAUUUAUGAUAAGAGUAUUUAUCCAAUCAUAUUUCAGCCAGUGGCUGACAUCAUUUGUUCCCAGAGUGAAAUUCUGCUUUAAGGCCUUCAGACUCAAUAGUGCAGGCGCCCGUAGCUUAAAUAAGUGGCAAUGAAAUUGUUCCCUUAACCAAUCAGGUUUCGAGUUGGCAUCACUGAGGCCAUCUAGCAGGCAUACGAUUACGUCAGCAAUUUCCCGUCCUUUGUUUGGAUUAUUGGAGAAGUCAGAGGCAGCGACCCACCCAUACAUUGUUUCUAUAUUUGCUGUGUCUCAUUUCUGCUGCAUACGGCAUCAAGAAUGUCUUUUUGAGAAAAGUAACCAUAAUAAAUUUACUAUUCCUUGUGAGGUGUGAAAUACUGUAACCUAAUUUCUUUUUUACUUUGUUAUUUAAUGGUUGAUUAGUAUCUAUUGCCAUGGCUUCCAGGGGCAACUCUAGAAUUUUCAUUUAAGGGGGGCUCACCCCCAAUGAGGGUAUAAUAGUAAAAAAUAAAUGAAAUAAAAUAAAGGUUUGACUAACAGGGUAUGAUGGUAAACUUAUUGCAGCAUUCCACUGUAUUGGAUAGAUGUGUAUAACAUUUUAGUACUGAACAAGGCAAAUACGAGUCUUCCUGAUCACACACACACACACUCACACACACACUUGUCCUCUGAUCCUCGCUCUGUGACGCCGCGGUCUGCGGAUUGAAGAACGCGCUGAAAGACGGGGAAGAGCCGAAGUCUGCCGCCAUUUUCAUAUGAAAUUUAAAGGGGAGUGAGGCGAUCACCAAUUUGUGUACAGUUUAUGGAGAAUCGCAGAAUUUUAGGAAGGCUGAGUAGAAAAUGGCCUAGCGAUGCCCAUGGUGGCUUCAUAAUGAUGGUAUAGAGGUGGAUUAAUUCAGGAAGGACACCAGUGAAGACCUAGGUCCACGGCCCACCACUAAUAAAUAGGGAUCUUUGUGUACAUGUCCUCGUCGGUCAUCGUUGACUGUUUGAUGUUACGUUCUUUGUUUAUGGUUAUGUCAUGUCCGCGUUCAGGUUUAUGCCAUGUUUUAUAUUUUGGUUUUUUGUUUGUUUUAGGUCCAGGUUAGUGCCAUGUCAUGUCUAGUGUCUAGUUAGUCUACCCCAUGUCUUGUGUUUAUGUUAAUAAAGCAGUGCUUCUUUGAAUCACGCUUAUGGGUCUGUCUCCAUGGCAUGCCGGUGCACGUGCUACCACGGAGGUCUGGGUUCGAGCCCUGCACAGGGCGGGGGUGCCCAGACGUGAAAUCCACACAACAGUCUUUAUAUUUUAAAAUUCAUGAAUGCAAAUGACUCUUCAUCUUAUAUGAAAAUGUUUUUCAUUCAUUCACACUAUAGGCUCUCACAAGGUUUCUUUUUAGAUUUAAAUUUGUAAUUAUGCAAAUUAGGCUCCACCUAAUUAAAAAUGCAAAAAUAUACGUACCUAAGUUAAAAAAAAAUCCAGUGUUUUUGAUGUUAAAAUAUUAAAUUUUUGGUUGAGAAUGUGUUUAGGAAUUUAUUCUGAGGUGUUUAUCUGUAAUCUGCAGCUCAGGUGUCCUCAGUGAAAGUGACAUACAGCUGCUUAUCGUAUGGAGUCGUAAAAGUGAACUGUUCUGCUGAUGGAGACAACCUCCACUUCAGCUGGACUUCUGAUUUUAACGCACUCCCUCAACUGGAGAACGGGACCAGCACUGUCAUACUGGAACAAGACCAUCAAGGAAAAGUCACCUGCCAUGUAGAAAAUCACGUCAGCCGUGAUCAGAAUACCACUGAACUUCCCCAA
This is a messenger RNA of Hemibagrus wyckioides, 3248 nucleotides long. RefSeq lists its product as uncharacterized. The record is from RefSeq and is a predicted model, not a curated record. NCBI's taxonomy places the organism in Eukaryota, Metazoa, Chordata, Actinopteri, Siluriformes, Bagridae. The transcript has 4 exons. The coding region runs from base 174 to 1166 and encodes 330 amino acids.